Messenger RNA from Oryzias melastigma (Indian medaka), 11111 nucleotides. RefSeq names its product titin. The record is from RefSeq and is a predicted model, not a curated record. The transcript has 20 exons. The coding region runs from base 289 to 9438 and encodes 3049 amino acids. Lineage: Eukaryota; Metazoa; Chordata; Actinopteri; Beloniformes; Adrianichthyidae. Gene Ontology annotation, biological process: visual perception.
GGGGGGGUGGCUGCAGAGGUGCGUUCAUGGUUUGGGCUGGUUUCUGUAGAUGCUCUAAACCCAUUCGCUCACGGCGGCAUCUGACACUCGUCCACGCCAGCGGCUUAGCAAAUAGGAUUAGAACCAAGAAGAAAUCUCCCGCAGCCGCAGCAAAGUCCCAUCUGCUGCUCUGACAGGAGGAAGCGCCGUCGUGACCUUCUCCAGGUUCUACCAUGACCGCCGCUGGAGGUACCAGGGAGCUUCUAGGAAGCUAAAGAACCGCAAACCGAGCAGGACAAAGACUCAGAGAUGAGGAUGAGGAGGGGAGCCCUGUGGGUACUCGCAGCGGCGCUGCUGUCAGGAUACGUGCACCCCCACACAGAUGCUUCUCAGAACUGGAUUUUGGGCUUGAAGGAGACAACUGGCCAUUUGGAGGAGCCGGCGCCAGACCUGGAUCGUCUCUGGCUUAGAGGACAGUCGACUUUGACUCGCAGAAAAAGGAACGUUCUGUUUCCCAGUGGCGUGAAGCUCUGCUCCCAGGAGACCUUUGACCAGGCGGUCUCCAACCACCUAAACUACUUUCACCUGAGAGUGUGUCAGGAGACGGUGUGGGAGGCCUUCAAAGUCUUCUGGGACCAGCUGCCAGACCGGGAUCAGUACCAAAGCUGGGUGAGCCGCUGCAUGAACGGAUCUGUCAGUGCCAUGGAGAUUGGCAGGUUCUUCAGCCAAUCAGAGGAACACAGGAGUCUGGUCAUGAGGAGGGUGGUUCUAGCUGCUGCCGUCAACAGCUCAGAGUCGGGUCAGAGACAAAGUCCAGUGAUGGAGACGCCAUCAGAAAUGACCACCAUGAGUCCAGUCAUUGUCACAGUCGACCAGGAGGAGCUUCAACCAAACCAUAAAGGAACUUCUUCAAUCUCUCUGGUCUCUGAGCUCAAAAGUUCCCUUCCGGAAGCACCUGGAACAUCUUCUGUUGGAGACCCAAUGGAUCUCACCACAACACCUGAAGAGACAAACGAUGUUGAUGAAAGUUUGGGCCACACAACUUCUCAGAGUUAUGAUAGAACCCUUCCUGAUCUUUCUAAUCUUCAAAUCAUUGCUGUGGAACCUGUGGAGGUGAGCUCUGAGGUCAAUGUCACACUCAAACCUGGUGAUGGUUUGGACCAGGACAUGAGGGAGAACAGAACAUUCUUAGAUAGAACCGAUAAUAAAAUCCUUGAGAACGGUCCUCGUGAUUUAGAGGGGAUUUCUGUCAUCAGCCAUGAAGCUGAACCUUCAUCAGGGGGUGGAGCUGUUGUGGUUCUUCCAAAACCCACCAUAAGACCUGCACCAGAACCGCACACUAUGGUGAGAUCAGAGCACAUGAUCUCUGAGGUUCCUGAAGACAUUGUGACUGAAACCACCACCCAGGGCUUUGUGGUCUCAGAAGAGAAGGAAGGACAAGACGUUUAUUUAAACAUCAUCACAGUUGUGACUUUAGCUAAUGACAUUGUAGAAGAAGUGGAAAUGUUACCUGAUCUAGCUCCUUCUGUAACACCUGAAGUGGGAACACAAACACCAGAUCCAGAACCUCCUUUUGAAGAAGCUGUAGGGAUCAGCCUCCGUGGAGCUGAUAUCAUUGCAGAAACACCUCCAUCUGCAAUCAUAAUAACACACACAGAAGAUGAUGGACUGUCCAUACGUGUGUUUUCAGAACCAAAAUCUACCAACUUUUCUGAAUCAGAUCUUUCUCAGGCUUCUAUCACAACAAUAAAUAUGGAGGCUGGUGAAGACACAGGACGGGACCAACCUGAAGUUCUGGUAGAGGUUCCUUCCCAACCAACUCAGAUUUUAGAAGAUAAGAUGGAGGAAGGUCUACCAAUAGCUAAGGCUGAAGACACGUUAGGAAAACCAAAGGAUGUCAUUGAUGAAGAUGACAGACCUGAACCAGAGGUGGAUCUUCAGACUGAGGGUCCUGCUAAAGAAACUGGACCCACAGAGGAUGAAAUUCCAGAAACUGAGCUGGCAAGCCCUUCAGUGAGGGAUACAGUCGAAACAUCACGAGAUUUAUCAGCAGUUAAGCCAGAAAAAACAGUCAAGCCAGAUGCACCUGGCAUACUGACAGAAGAACAUUUCAAUACUGCAGAAGAACCUAAACUUCUUGAAGUUGUGGAAGAAGUGGCACCAAACCAACAACCACCUCUCGAAAGUGUUGAAGUUGAAUCAAAACCUGGAGAAGAUUGUGCAGAAGAUAUUGAACCCUUAAAAGAACCAGUAGAACUACCAGCAUUAGUGGAAGAAACGGCACACAAAACAUAUGCUGAAAAAGAAGGCACAGCAGAAACAGAACCAACAGCAGAACCACUGGCAGAGUCCAAACCUUUCUUAGUAAAAAAACAAGAACCAUCAGGACCAACUGGAGGGCCCGUAAAUAAAGAGGUGGUCAAUGAAGAAACACUGUAUGAAGGUAAACCCUUCACAGAACCAGCAUCAACAGGAGGGGACACAUCAAAGCACAAAACCAAAUCAGAAGAUCAACCAAAGCCUACGAGAGACCCACCAAAUUACCCAGAAAUAAUCACAGAACCAGUACUAAUACCAGCACAAGUACCAACUAAAGAAUCAAUAGUGGAGGAAAAACCUCGCACAGACCCAGCAAAGGAAGUAGAACUAAUAACUGAGCAAGCAGGAAUACCAUCACAAGUACCAAUACCAACUAAAGAAUUAACAGGGGAGGAAAAACUUCUAAAAGAACCAGAAAAUACAGGAAAUAAAAUCAUAGAACCAAAACAAACAACAAUCCCAGCACUAGUGUCAGAACCAACUAAAGAAUCAACAGUGGAGGAAAAAACUCUCAGAGAACCAACAAAGGAACCCAAAACAACUAAAGAACAAGAAUCAGAAUCCAAAACAGAACUAAUACAAACAAGUACAGAACCAUUAGAGGACACAUCAGAACCAAUAGAAGCAAAACAUGCUAUAGAACCAGCACAACAAGCAGAAACAAUAACAGAACUAGAAUCAGAACAAGAAUACUCUAUAAUACAAGCCCAAUUGCCAGUGCCAACAAAAGAAUCCGUAGAGAAAACAAAACUUGUCACAGAAUCUGAAAAGGGAGGUGAACAAAGCACAGCACUAAAACCAGAACCAGAAGAUGUCAUGAAACCAUCACCAGAACCCCCCCAAAAAACAACACAGCACGUAGAAUCUAUCAAAUUACCCAAAGAAUCAGAACCAAUUGCAAAGCUAGAACCAGAACAAGGCAGAAAAAAAUCAGAAGAAACACAAUCUACAGAAAUAAUAUCACAGAAACCAGAACACACAAAAGAAUUGAUAAUGGAGGUUCCUAGAGAUGGAGCAAAGAGAGCAGAAUCUACAAAAGAACCAGCACAGGAACCAGAGCUCACCACUGAAUCAGUGCAGGAAGAGAAGACUAUCAGAGUACCAGAAAAAGAGCCAGAACUAAAUGAAGAACAAGCAAUAAAGCCAAUUAAAGAACCAGAAUAUACAAAAGAACCAGCACAUGAACCAGAACCCACCACUGAAUCAAUACAGGAACAGAAAAAUAUCACAAUACCAAAAGAAGAACCAGAGCUAGUUGAGGAACAAGUAAUAAAGCCAAUUAAAGAACCAGAACCCACAAUUGAACCAGCACAGGAACCAGAACGUACAAAAGAAUUGAUAAAGGAAGGUCCUAGAGAAGAAGCAAAAACAGCAGAAUCCACAAAAAAAACAGUCCAGGAACCAGAACUCAGUACUGAAUCAAAGCAGGAAGAGAAAACUAUGAUGCUACCAGAAGAACCAGAACUAAUUGGAGAACAGGAACAAGAAAGAAAGCCAGCUAAAGAAUCAGAAUUCACAAAAGAAUCAGCACAUGAAGAGAACCCUGUUCAAGAAUCUGAAAAUGAACCAAAACCAGUCAAAGAAUUAAAAGAAGAAACAGAACAUGAAAGAAAACAUGCACAAGCAAAGGAACCUACCACAGAAUCAGCUCAUCCAGAUGCAAAACCAUCAGAGAUUAUAUUUGAAGAAACUGAUGAAGAGACAAAACGUGCUAGAGACCAAGGAAAAGAACCACUUGAAGAACAUGAACCAAAACAAAGUGGGAAACCAUCACAUGAAGCAGAAGUCACAAAAGAUUUUAAAAAUGACACAGAAGCUCCCAAAGAAAUGGAAAAAGAAUCAGGAUCCAUAGGGUUAAAACAAGAACAUGAACCAGCAAGAACAUAUUCCUUAGAAAUAGAACCCACAGGGGAACUACCACAGGUACCAGAACCUACAACUGAAUCAGCAAAAGACACAAAAAUUCCCAAAGUACCAGAGGGUGACCCUGAGUCCACAGAAGAUCCAAAAGAUUUCAGGAAUGAAACAAGAACAGCUGAGGCCACAAAAGAAGAAACAAUGGAGAAGACGGAACUGAGAAGAGGACACACGGAAGAACCUGUGCCAGACAUAGAACCUGAUAUUAAUCCAGUUGAAGAUUUGAUUGUGGUGCAUGGAGAACAAACAGCAGAACUACCAAUGGAGAGCAGAAAUGAGGAGGCAUCAGAGAAUGAUGGAACCCUAGAGCGGUCCUGGGAGGUGGAAGUACCAGAGACUCAUUUGGAAUUAGACCAAGAGGUCACUCCUGUUGUUCUUGUUGUCCCAGAAGACCCAGAGGAGGUAGUGCCAGAGACUGAAGAGGUGGAAAUACUGGAAUCAGAGGUUCUUGAAGGACCUCUAGUUGAUUUAGGUAGGGAGGGUUCCACAGAGUCUACAGAGGAGGUACCUUCUCACAUGGAGACACCCAGGAUCAAAGUCUCUGAGCAGAGUGGAAUACAAGCAGAAGUCAUGGCGACUGAAGACCAUUUAGGAAGGGUUUCAGAAGCUGAAACCAAAAAAGUUGGAACUCCUGAGUUGGCUGAAGAAUUUCCCACCAACCUAGAAACUACAACAAGCGAGGAAAUCGUGUCAGAACCUGCAUCAGAGAUUGUCCAGGAGGACAUCACCCCAGGAUCAGCUGCUGGAGCCACAGAUAAAAGCUCAACCCACAUCAUUGGUUCUCCUGUAGAGAUCACAACAAAGUAUGUGGUGGAAACCAACAACGGCAACUUCCCGGAUCUCCUAGAAAUUCCAGAAGAAGAAGAGGAGGACAACCGACUUGGAAACAACGGCUUCCCAUUGGAGGAGGAGCUUGAGAGCUCUAUUGACAACGAGAUAGCGGACACGCUGCUGAAGCCCCCACGGCUCCUGAAGGACCAGACGGUGGAUCUGAGGAUGAAGCUGAAAGGAGAAAGCUACAACGGUGCACUGAGGGAUCCCAGCAGUGUAGAGUACCAAUAUCUGGCCAGACACUUCAAACGCAGGGUUGAAGACGCCUUUGAGAAGCUGCCAGGCUUCAAGAGCAUCUCCAUCAUUGAAUUCAGGCCUCAGAAGGACCUGGAACGCGGUCUGGUGGUUCAGGUCCAUUACUCCAUCACUCUGGAGGUGGAGGUAGACAGCGGCAACAUCUCCAACGAUACUCUGGACUUCAUCAUUCUGCAGAACAACCUGGUGGAGAAGAACUUUGCUGGCAGUGCCGAGCAGCCCACUGUUAUCUACACCAUCACCGACUUUCGUAACUACAUCACAGAAGCUCUGCACAAGGACACCUUCAAGACCAACAGCAGCCUGGACCCUCUGGAGAGUUCAGCAGCAGCAGCAGAAAACAUUUUACCAUUAGUGAAACCAACCAGUCGACCGACCGAUACCUUCAACAACAUGGAUAACGUUUUGGCGGCAGAGAAACCUCCUGAUGCUCCAGCCCAUGAAGCUGACAGCAGUGAGGUCUUCCUGAAGAAAGAAGACUUUCUCUUCAGCCCCAUCGAUCCCUGGAAAGGUGAGCAGAGGGAGGUGGUCAGCGAAAACGACGUCUUCCUGUUUGAUGAGAGGACCCCCACCCCUCCACCGACCAGCAACCUGGAGCCGCAGGAGGAGCAGAAUCCAGAGAAGAUCCAGGAUGAGGGCUUCCUCCUCACAAGCACUCUCAGCACCAGGACAGGGGUUCCUCAAGAGGAUCCCUCAGAAUAUCUCGAAGGUCAUCCUGGAAUCAGCAUACUCCCUUUUGUGGAGACUCACUUUAACGCCUCACUCGAUGACAGAUCUGGAUCUGGUUCCUCUGGAGACGAACAAGAAGCUGAUCUCAUGUCAUUUACGCCUCCAAUAGAGUUUAAAAUAAGUAGUAUCACAGAACGAAACAAGUUGCAUGUUCUUCCUCCGCCUGAUUUGGAGGAGGACAUGGAAGAGGACAUGGCCUCAGCAGAACCACCAUCCACAGCAGGAGAAACAGAUGUAGGGGAUUCAGAGAAAACCACAUUGGCUCCUUCUGAAGAAGACACCUUCAGCAGAUAUACAGAGGUUCCUUUUCUCAGUCAGGAGCUGGUGACUCCACACAUCACCACAUCUCCACAAUACUCCACCCCAACUCAUCCACCCUUAAUUGUACCUCAGGAAGCCCUGACUGUGAAUCUGGCUGCAUCGACAGUGGAGGCAUCUGGACUCCAUAAAGACAACACAGAGACUGAGAUGUUUUCUAAUCAAGGAGCAGUCACAAGUUCUCAACAUGAAGUUUGGACUCAAAAGACAGUAACGGUGCUAGGUCUCACUGACUCAGAUGUGAAGCUGAAAGAGCACUCUGAAACGAUGGAAGAAACUCUCAAAGAGAUCAGAGAAACUCCUGAGAAGGUAGAAGAAACUGUUAAGGAUGUGGACAAAACCACAGAGGAGUUGAAGAAAACGCAUAAAACUGAGGAAGAAUCCAGUGAGAAGGUGCAAGCAGCCAUCAAGAAGGUAAAAGAAACCGCAGAGACGGUGAGAGAAACCACUGAGGAGUUAGAAAAAACUCAUAAGGAGUUGCAAGAAGAAAUUGAAAAGGUGGAAGAAACUCCUGAAAAAGUGAUAGAAACCACUGAAAAAAUGCCAGAAACCACAGAGGAGAUGCGAAACAUCCAUGUAGAUGUGCAAGAAUCCACUGAGAAGGUGGAAGAAACCACUGAAGCAAAAGAUCUUGCAACAGUAAAAGAGUUGGUAGAGAAGGAGGAUGUUGAACCGAUCCAUCCAAUUGAAGUUCCUGAUGUCCUUCAUACUGAAGUCCACACACCUGUAACCACGCCCACAGUGGUCCAGGCAGUGAUAGAGCCAGGUGGAGGAGCCACCACAGAAGAACCUUCACAGCUUUCAGUCUCUGAAACAAAAAGUAACAUCAGAAUUGAGAUCUUGGAGGAACAGCACGUUGGAACCACUCACACCACACCUCCAGUACCUAAGGCCAUGGAUCCUGAUCUGGCUGUGGAUGAAGUUCUGGUUGUUGCAGUCACAGCUGGAACUUCGGUUCCACAGCACCGUAUGGACACAAUCCUCUCACCUGAGAAGGACUCUCCUUUCACCAGAGUCUCUGAUCUGGUUCCAGAUGACGAGGACCUAUUUAACCAGAACCAUGAUGAUGUCACUGCAGCUCGGAUCCACCCUGCACUCUCGGACAUCUCUGAGUCCACGGUGGAGGUGUUUGAAGGGAGCAAGACGAUGAAGGCUGUAGAGAGCUCCCUGGGUUCUUUAGAACUGGGUUCAGAACCAGAACCUUCAGGAGGGGAAGCAAAUACAACAAGAGUGGAAACACAACCUUCAGAACACAAAGAAGAAACUUCUGAUGUGGGGGUCAAAUCCCCAAAUGGAGAACAAGUAGAAGAACUUUCAGUAGUUGAAGAUAAAGCCAUCAGAGGGGAACUGUUGGGUUUGGAAAAAGAUGAAAAUGUUUCUACGGAAGUUGAAGGAAGAAAAGAAACUCCAAAAGUGGAAAAAGAAAUGUUUGAAAGAACAGAAGAAACCUUAAAAAGUGAUGUGAAACCUUUGCAAGAGUCCAAAAAACCUUCUGAAGUCCAAGAAGACCUUUCUGACGUUCUGAAAUUCAUGGAAGUCGUACCAUUUGAAAACACAGAAGUUGUUUCUGGGGACAAUGCUGAACCAUCAGCAGGAGAAACUUUAGCUCCAGGAAAAGAACCUUCUGAAGACAAAUUAGAGGUGAAAGCAGAACCUUCUGGAAAGGAUGGUAAACCUGCACAGCAUGUUACUGUUGGAGCAGAAACUGAAGGUGUGGAAAAGAAACCAUCUGAACUUGAAGUUUACUCAUCUUCUGGGAAAACAGGAGACUCUCAGGCACAUGUAGAACCUCAAGCAGAACCUUUGGAUGGCGUGGCAGACAGAGACAUGGAUUUGAACCUGCAGGCAGGCGACGGCAGCUCUCCAUUCUUUGAUCUCCAGCCAGCUGAACAAGACUUCUUGGACGUGUCAGCCAUCAAUGUCAGCAUCGAUGUGUUCCAGUACGGUGGCGUGGCAGUUGAAGGUGAAAGCAGUGGCUUCUUCAGUGAAGCUCAUAGUUUAGACAGAGCUGCUGUAGCUUUACCAGCCCAGCCUGGGAGGGCCCUCACCGUAUUCUUCAGCCUGAGGGUGACCAACAUGGCCUUCUCUCCAGACCUCUUCAACAAGAGCUCUCCAGAGUACAAAGCUCUGGAGCAACAGUUCCUUCACCUGCUGGUCCCGUACCUUCAGUCCAACCUCAACAACUUCCAGAACCUGGAGAUCCUGAACUUCAGGAACGGCAGUAUUGUAGUGAACAGCAGGAUGCGGUUUGGAAAGCCGGUUCCUAAAGAAGUGACCAAUGUGAUCUACCUGAUCCUGGAGGAUUUCGCUAACACAGCCUACCAGAAGAUGAACAUGGCCAUCGACAAGUACUCGUUGGAUGUGGAAUCAGGUGACCGGGCUGAUCCCUGCAAGUUCCAGGCCUGUAACGAGUUUUCCAGAUGCAUGGUCAACCAGUGGUCGGGCGAGGCCGAGUGUGUGUGUGACCCCGGCUAUCUGAGUGUGGAAGGCCUUCCCUGUCAGAGCAUCUGUGAUCUGCAACAUGACUUCUGCCUGAAUGAUGGCAAAUGUGAUGUCCUGCCUGGCAAGGGCGCCAUCUGCAGGUGUCGAGUUGGGGAGAACUGGUGGUACCGGGGGGAGCAUUGCGAGGAAUAUGUCUCUGAACCAUUGGUGGUGGGCAUCGCCAUCGUCUCUGUGGUUGGUUUUCUGGCAGUGGCAGCUGGAAUUAUCUUCUUUUUGGCCAGAACACUAAGGGAGCAAUACAACGGCGAGGACACAGAGGACCCUUUGCGGAGGGGGGAGAGUGAUCCCACUCUGGAGCGGGCUACCAAAUUCAACCCCAUGUUUGAGAGUGAUCCAGUUACCACCCAGUACUACCGUCGUUAUGAUGAUGGCAUGUCCCAGCACACCAACGCUGCUGUUCUCCAGUACGCCUCAGCUCCAGUGACCAACGAAGAGACGCUCCACAUAUACCAGAACACAACCCUGACCCCCGAGGAUAUCCAGGAGCGUCUCCGGAUAAUUGAGCUGUGCUCCAGAGACCAGCGCUUUGCUGACUUUGUCCGGCAGACUCAAGUAUACCUGGAGCGGAGGGGGAGCUCCACCACAUAACACCUCCCACCUGUUGUCCUCCAGGAAAGACGGUCGCUCGUGGUGAAGAUGCUGGACUUAGUUCUGUGGAUGUUCUCCUGAAAGGACUAGGACCAAACCUCUCUUUUGGUGUCAUUGCUGUUCUUCCUCCUGCUCAUUAGGAUCUCUGCUCACACGCUGUGGUAGAUCAAAGGUUUCUGCCAGAAUCCAGACCUCUGAGCGGCGAGCCGCAGCGUUUCUCGUCAGUGCCUUCACUGCUCUCUGAGCCUCUCUGGAACUUCAUUUAAAGAACCGCAGAACCCUAGAUCUGGGUCUGGAACAUCUCAGACCACAAGCAUCUGCUUUGUUUCAUCAAUGUUUACAUUUCUAAUGUUUGGUUCAGUGUCUUAGACACAUAGACUUGUUUCUGAGCGGACCUUACCGACCCUUUAUAAAAUUCCAUAGGCUGCAGAACCGAACACAAACCUUCCUUUAGAACAGUUUCUGUGUUGUACUAAAGGUUUGGCGUUUCCUGGUUUUUCCAGAGGUUUCACAGAUGUGUCUCACAGAACCUCCAAGGGUUGGACCUGUCUGCAUCCCACAAGAUCAGAGUUCCUCAAAGUUCUUCAGAAUCAAUCAGUCGUCGAUUCCUUUGAUGAAUUCUGUUUGACAUGUUCCUGUGUUCAAUAAAAAACACUAAAUUAUUCCUGUUUAGUUGUUAUUUUAACAACAGUGGUUGAUUUUUCCUUUGGAUUCUGCCACACUCAGUUCUAAUUCAUAUCUGCGUUUCUGAGGGAUUCUGUUGGGAACCAUAUCUGAUUUAUUCUGUUGGACUCUGCUGCAGACUCUCUAGUUGUUUUCGCGUCGAUUCAGCCGUCCCUCACGUUCUGCCACAGGUGUUUUAGUUCCUUCAGCAUCAGCAGUAUUACAAAUUAUCUGUUUUUUUCCGCAUUAGGGUUUCAUUACAAGUCGUCUUGUUCCCAAACGUUUAAGUUUUGGUUUUAGUUCUGGUUUCUGCAGCAGUUAUUCCUUUUCCUUUCCCUGUGGAAGGUUCUGUCACAGGUUGUCUUUCCCAUCCAGUUCCUUACAAGUUCUCAGGUUUCUGAAGUGUCAGGUCCUGUAACAAGGUUCUCAGGUUUUGUCAGCACCAGCUCUGUCACAGAUUCUCUGGUUCUGGAUUGUCAGUUUCCUUCACACGUUCUCUGUUUCUUCCAGCAUCAGGUUCUUUCAAUUGUUCUUUGGUUCUUUCACUAGCCCAGGUUUUCUGGCUCCUUCUAUGUCAGGUCCUAUCACAGGUCUCGUGGUUUCUGAGGGAUUCUGUUGGGAACCAUCUUGUUGCCUAAUGAUGUUCUUAUUGUUAUGUUGUUGUUCUGUCAGUUUGACAUUUCUUCUGCUUUGUAGUUAUUAGUGAUACAAGGAGAACCCAAACCAAAGACAACUUGGUCUCUGCAGAAGCCCUGAGUGCGCAGCUCUGUGGAUUGUAGUAGGUCAUAGCUGUGUUUCUGUAAAUGUGAACAUUGUUCUUUAGCCAGCAGCUGGUGGACCUCUGUGUAAAGCAGAAGGUUCUGAGAUGAUGACAUGUGUGCGGUACUGUGUCGGUGUCUCUUGUGCGGUUCUGUAUUUUGUAUUGUGUUUUCUAUGCUGUUUGUUCAACACUAGAGCAACAUAAAUCUGCCGUUUGCACUUCUCUGGAAUAAACUCUUUUUCACACACUG